CCUCCCGUCGCCCCGCCCCGUCCGGCCGCGGCCUCGGUCCCUCCGCUCCCCCCGUUCCCGGGUCCCCUGCCCCCCACGCGUCUCGCCAGCUUGCGGGGUCCAGCCAUGGGCCCUGCCGCGCGCCCCGCACUGAGGCCGGCGCCGCCGCCCCCGCCGCCGCCGCCGCCGCCGCCCCCGUCGCCGCUGCUGCUGCUGCUGCCGCUGCUGCCGCUGUGGCUGGGCCUGGCCGGGCCCGGGGCCGCGGCGGACGGCAGCGAGCCAGCGGCCGGGGCGGGGCGGGGCGGAGCCCGCGCCGUGCGAGUGGACGUGAGGCUGCCGCUGCAGGACGCGCUGGUCCUGGAGGGCGUCAGGAUCGGCCCCGAAGCCGACCCGGCGCCCCAGCUGGGCGGCCGCCUGCUGCUGAUGGACGUCGUGGAAGCCGAGCAGGACGUGCCCGCAGAAGGCUGGAUCGCGGUGGCCUAUGUGGGCAAGGAGAACCAGGAGAGUCAGGGCAGUGGCCCGCAGGCCUAUCCCAAGGCCCUGAUCCGGCAGAUGCAACGGGCCCUCUUCCUGGGAGCUUCUGCCCUGCUUCUCCUUAUCUUGAACCACAACGUGGUCCGGGAGCUGGACAUCUCCCAGCUCCUGCUCAGGCCGGUGAUCGUCCUCCAUUACUCUGCCAACGUCACCAAGCUGCUGGAGGCUCUGCGGCAGCGGGCCCAGGCCACAGCCGAGAUCACCAGCGGAGAGUCCCUGUCGGCCAACAUCGAGUGGAAGCUGACUCUGUGGACCACCUGCGGCCUCUCCAAGGAUGCCUACGGAGGCUGGCAGGACCUGGUAUGCCUGGGAGGCAGUCGUGCCCAGGAGCAGAAGCCCCUGCAGCAGCUGUGGAACGCCAUCCUGCUGGUGGCCAUGCUCCUGUGCACAGGCCUUGUGGUCCAGGCCCAGCGACAGGCGUCGCGGCAGAGCCAGCAGGAGCCUGGAGGCCAGGUGGACCUGUUCCAGCGGCGCGUGGUGCGGAGACUGGCAUCCCUCAAGACGCGGCGCUGCCGCCUGGGCAGGGCUGCGCAGGGCCUGCCGGGGCCCGGCACCGAGACCUGCGCCGUGUGCCUGGACUACUUCUGCAACAAGCAGUGGCUUCGGGUGCUGCCCUGUAAGCACGAGUUCCACCGGGACUGCGUGGACCCCUGGCUGAUGCUCCAGCAGACCUGCCCGCUGUGCAAGUUCAACGUCCUGGGGAACCGCUACCCAGACGAUUAGCUGCCCGGGCAGGGACUCUGCACGUGGGGACGGAACCCUCUCGCCUGCACCCCGGCCUUCAGCCUGGGCUCCUGGGACAGAACAGCAAGCCCUGUGGAUGGGAGGACUAGGGCCCUGCCACGGGGCAAGGCAUCCCACCUUGGGGCCUGCAGCCCCAGGCCAAGGAUGGAGGGUCAAGACCCACCGGAAAGGAAGAGGGGGCCGUUCUCUGCAAUCCUGAGACAUCUGUCUGCCCCUCUCAUAGCAGCUCCCGGAUGACGUGGGGCUGGCACUGCUGUCCCCUGUGGCCUGUCCGGGUGUUUGUGGGGGCUGAGGGUAUGGCGGCCAGGUUUUAGGCUUAUUUAUUGGGGGUGAAUUUGAAGCAAGAGCUGUCUGGCCUAGGGGCACUCUGGUCUGACCGUCUUCCAGGAUACAUCUUGGCCAAGGCUGUGAUGUUGAAUCCAGAGCUCCCCCUACCGUCUGCCGCCCUGGGCAUUGGGAGCUGUGGGCCCCGCUGCCUGUCCAGCUGGGUCCCUUCUCAGGCUGGGUGGGACCAGAGGCCUUAGACACCAUGCGGCCCUGGACCUGCUAAGUUGGGGCUGUGAGUUGCUGUCCGGGAUACUUGAAGCCACAGGAUCAAUGUGGUGCGUCUUCCAGGGGCAUCUGUUUUUGUUUUGUUUUUUAAGAGUUGCGGUAGGGAAGGUUUAAUAUUAAAAUAAAUAUGGUUAUAUUUUAACAUAA
Molecule: messenger RNA, 1956 nt
Organism: Oryctolagus cuniculus (rabbit)
Lineage: Eukaryota; Metazoa; Chordata; Mammalia; Lagomorpha; Leporidae
Gene: RNF215
Product: ring finger protein 215
Source: RefSeq, a predicted model, not a curated record